Molecule: messenger RNA, 1891 nt
Organism: Diorhabda sublineata
Lineage: Eukaryota; Metazoa; Arthropoda; Insecta; Coleoptera; Chrysomelidae
Exons: 2
Coding region: 72-869 (265 amino acids)
Source: RefSeq, a predicted model, not a curated record
GAUUAAGCAUGCAAGCUAAAUUGCAGUAAUGUCUAAACUUUGAUUGUUACUAGUUAUACCAAUCUUUCAAAAUGUUUAUUACAAAGUUGCACAUUUUCGUUUUAUUUAUAAUAUUUUCCAAGACAUUUGCAACAGAAAAAAAACGUUUUAAGUGCCCCUCGUUCACUAACUUGGAUCCAGAAGAAAUAAAAACCGAGCCUCUUUCUUCUAAAGGAGAUGAAAAUUUUUAUUGUGAGAACUACCUUUUCUACGAAGAAAAUUCUUGUGAAUGUGUUCCGAUUGAAAAGUGUCCAGAAGUAUAUAAUUUAUUGCACUUGGAAAUAGAAGCUAUAAUCAACGCUGAAAAAUUUAUAAUGGGUUUGGAUUUUUCCAGCCUUCUAGAAGGGGAUAUCUGGGAAUUUUUCAAGUUGACUGUAAUGAAAUUAGGAAUCAUAACAGAGCGAGAUUUCGAAAAUUACGAAGAUGAAAAAGAUGUUGAUUUAAUUGAAAACGUCAUUGAAGAAAAUGUGGGAGCAGUUUUGUACAACUAUUCCAGAUAUCUGGUCCUACUAACGAACAAAUCCAUUAUUAGAUCUAUUAAGAAGAAAUGUGGCGAUAAUCAACUUUGCAUGACUGAAUAUCUGUUGAAAAAAAAUGAGAAAAAUAUUAAAAAAAUCGUGGAAGAUUUCAUGCCUGAAUUUAUUAGCGGCUUAAGAAAUCUUGACGCAGAUUUGAAAACACGUAUUGCAGAACAAUGCAAAGAAGACGAAUGCGUCUUUGCUAGAACAUUUUUAGUUACCUACAAUAUUAUUAUUGACCAGAUUGAAACUUAUAUCAAACCAAUUAUUGAAAAUUUGAGUCAAAACAUUAGAAAACUGUUGUCACCAUAGUUUUUUUCAUAUAUCCUUACUACAGUAGUUUAUUGAUACUUAGAUAUAUUCUAAUUGUUGAAAAUUAAUAUCAAAAUAUUGCGUUUGUACUUAAAUCAUUUCGAUAAAGUAUGGCUACUUAUUGGGCGUUUCAUUCCCUUCCCAAAUCCCAUAUUACUGAAAAUUCUAAUGGGGUUACUCUGUAUAUUUAACACCGAAAUUUUGAAUCAAAAUUAACAAUACGGUUAAAAAUCGUCAACCAUUGGAUGUAAAAAUUGCACUUAUAUUAAGAAAAAUAGUCAAUAUUUUCAGUGAAUUUGUGAAUAUGGAAACAAUUUCACACUAGGUGAGACUGAUCCUUCAUUAUAGUCAGCAAAAUAUUGAGUAGCAGAAUUUGAAAGAGGCCGUACGACCUGCGAAGACCAGCCAAACGUGAUUCCAGAAAUCUUGAAGAAAAUUCACAAAGCGGUACUGGAUGAUCGUUGACUGAAAAUUCGCGAGCUGGCGGACAUAGAAAGCAUUUCAAAAAGUGCAUAUUUACUGAAAAUUUGGACAUGAGUUAGCUAUGUGCAAGAUGGGUGUUGCGUUUGCUCAUAAUGGAACUAAAACAGCGUCGUGAAGAUGUUUCCAUCGAGUGUUUGACAAUGUUUUAUAGCAUUAAAACGUAUUUUUGCGCUAUUUCAUAACCAUGGGUCCAUCACAACACACCCGAAACAAAACAAUGCUCUGAAAAGGCAAAGACCGUUUCACCUGCAGGCAAGAUCAUGGCGUUGGUUUUGGUGAUGCGUUUGGGAUAAUUUUCAUUAAUUAUCUUGAAAAAGGAAAAAACUAUCAACGGCGAGUAUGAUUUCAACUUAUUGCAACGUUUGAGACAAGAAAUCAAGUAAAAACGGCUGUAUUUGGCCAAGAAGAAAGUGUAGUUUCAUCAAGAUAAUACACCAGCUCGCAGAUUCGUUAUUGCAAUUGCCAAAAUUAAUGAUUCAAAGCUGGAAUUGCUACCUUAAGAAGAUUACGUUGAAAAAUAAAUAUAUUUUUUUCCACAA